This is a messenger RNA of Dictyostelium discoideum AX4, 1056 nucleotides long. RefSeq lists its product as hypothetical. Gene Ontology annotation, cellular component: membrane. Gene Ontology annotation, biological process: transmembrane transport. NCBI's taxonomy places the organism in Eukaryota, Evosea, Eumycetozoa, Dictyosteliales, Dictyosteliaceae. The transcript is spliced from 4 exons. The record is from RefSeq and is a predicted model, not a curated record. Bases 1 to 1056 code for a protein of 351 amino acids. Gene Ontology annotation, molecular function: transmembrane transporter activity.
AUGAUUGGUUCAAUCGUUGGUGGUAUCAUUAGUGAAAGAUUAGGUAGAAAAUUAUCAAUGCUAGUCAUUUCAAUCCUAACUCUCAUCGGUACAAUUGGUUCAUCAUUAGUACCACCAAUGUGGUGGACUAUGGCUUUUAGAGCUAUCUUGGGUAUUGGUGUUGGUAUGUCUGCUAUAGUUUGUCCAACUUAUCUUGCAAUUACAUUUGGUAUUUUCAUAAGUAAUGUAUUUGGAUUUGCACUUAAAAAUGAAAAAUAUAAUUUUAGAAUAUUGUUUGCAAUUGGUGCAGCACCAGGAAUAUUCCUUUUAAUUACAUUCUUUUUCAUUCAAGAAUCAACUAAAUGGUUAAAUAGAGUACAAGCAAAGAAAUCAAAUACAACUACUCUUUUAAUUAAUCAAAAGAAAAUUAAUAAUAAAGUUGGAAUUAAAGGUAUUUUAACAAAACCAAUUGGAAGAUUUUCAUUAUUUAUUGGUGUUAUUUUAGCAGUUAAUAAUCAAUUGACAGGUAUAAAUGCAUUUAUGUUUUUCUCGCCAUCAAUUUUUGCAGCAGCUGGUAUUAAGAAUGGUAAUGAUCCAAUGAUUGCAACAAUUUUAUUGAUGGCUUGGAAUGUUGUUACAACUUUUAUUGCAACUUUCUUAAUCGAUAGAUUGGGUAGAAGAAAAUUAAUGUUGGUUGGUACAUUGGUUAUGACUUUAUCUUGUAUAGUAUCUGCUAUCUUAAAUCUUACAAUCAGUGGCACAACAUUGGGUGUAUUAUCUGUAGUUUUCUUAUUCAUGUUUGUUGCAGCUUUUGAAGGUUCUGCAGGUCCAUUGUUUUGGAUAUUAGUUAUAGAAAUUUUCCCAGAAGAUAUUAGAGAUGUUGGAUCAACAAUUUUAAAUUCAGUUCAAUGGAGUUUUAAUAUUGCAUUAUCAUUUAGUUUCCUUUCAUUAGCAAAUCUUAUUGGAAAUAAUACAUUUUUCAUUUUUGGUGGAUUUGGUAUAAUUUGUUUAGUCAUUAUGUAUAUCUAUUUACCAGAAACAAAGAAUGAUGACGACGAUGAUGAAGAUGAACAAUAA